This is a messenger RNA of Clarias gariepinus (North African catfish), 4520 nucleotides long. It is a transcript of the gene pi4kb, whose product is annotated as phosphatidylinositol 4-kinase, catalytic, beta. Lineage: Eukaryota; Metazoa; Chordata; Actinopteri; Siluriformes; Clariidae. Gene Ontology annotation, biological process: phosphatidylinositol phosphate biosynthetic process; phosphatidylinositol-mediated signaling. Gene Ontology annotation, cellular component: membrane; cytoplasm. The record is from RefSeq and is a predicted model, not a curated record. Bases 252 to 2846 code for a protein of 864 amino acids. Gene Ontology annotation, molecular function: 1-phosphatidylinositol 4-kinase activity. The transcript is spliced from 13 exons.
CGUUGACGCUCUCUGUUGUGAGCGCGCUUGUGCAUUUAAAAUAAAAUAGAAAAUGAGCACGCAAAAUAUGUAAUUCGGGAACGGACCCUAAGACAGUGAAAACACAGCAGCCUAGUGUGAGAAAUGGCACUGCCCUGACUUCUUUUAGUUGGAUAAACUUUGCACAGAAAGGGUCAUGGGGGGCCUGGAGCCUAUCUCUGGAGAUUUUGGGCAUGAGGUGGAGUACACCCUGCAUAGGGGCCUAACCUUAUAUGGCCAUGGGUGACACAGAGCUGGAGCUUUCUCCUUCUCACCUGGAGGAGCUACAGAAGAGUCCAUCAGCCUCGUCCACCUCCACUACCUCGUCUUUUUCACUGCCCUCCUCGCCAUCCUCUGGCCCACGGCCUCUGACCAGCUCCAGCCCUAGUGCCAGUGAAGGCCUGCCUGCUUCCAGCCCUCCACUGGAUGUCAUAUCAGAGGGUGUAGGUGAACUGAGUCUGGUUAUUGAUACUGAAGUAGCCAAGAUCGCCUGUCAGGAGGUGCUGCAGAAGGUGAAGUUCCUCAAAGGUGACGGAGAUGCAGCUGUGCCAACUGCUGAGCCUCACAUGGUGAAUGGGAUUGAUCACACUGAGCCCUUAACCGGGGAUGGUACGGGUUCGGGCAAGCCUCCGAAGAUCACGGAGGAGGAGGAGUUGCCAGCAGGGGGCACGGUGAAGAGUGCUCGCCGACGUCACAAGAACAACUCGUCCAAGCAGUCGUGGCUUUUGCGCCUGUUCGAGUCCAAACUGUUUGACAUUUCCAUGGCCAUCUCGUACCUGUACAACUCAAAGGAGCCUGGCGUGCAGGCCUACAUUGGCAAUCGGCUCUUCAGUUUCCGGGACGAGGACGUAGACUUCUACCUGCCGCAGUUGCUCAACAUGUACAUCCACAUGGACGAGGAUGUGGGUGAUGCCAUUAAACCGUAUGUGGUGCACCGCUGCCGCCAGAGCAUCGGGUUCUCGCUGCAGUGCGCCUGGCUGCUGGGCGCUUACUCGUCCGAUAUGCACAUUUCCACGCAGAGGCACUCGCGUGGCACCAAGCUGCGCAGACUCAUCCUGUCUGACGAGCUGAAGCCGACCGGUCAGCGUGCUCGCCUCCACCAGCAUCACCAGCAGCAUCAGCAGCAGCAGAAUCACAUCCUUGGCCCAAGCGUGAGCGAGCAUGGCCUCUCACCCUCAAAGCGCACUCAUCAGCGCUCUAAAUCAGAUGCCACCGCCAGCAUCAGCCUCAGCAGCAACCUCAAAAGAACAGCCAGCAACCCGAAGGUGGAAAGCAGUCAGGAUGAGGAUAUGAGCUCCAGUUCCGACAGUCUUGAGUUAGAGGCUGGUACCCCUGUACGCUUGACUCCACAACGUGAGUUCAUCAAGUCCCUGAUGGGCAUUGGAAAAAGACUGGCCACUCUGCCUACCAAGGAGCAGAAGACACAAAGACUCAUUUCUGAGCUCUCAUUGCUCAACCACAAGCUUCCAGCACGUGUGUGGCUACCCACUGCAGCGUUUGACCAUCACGUGGUUCGAGUUCCUCAUACACAAGCUGUUGUGCUUAAUUCAAAAGACAAGGCACCAUACCUUAUCUACGUGGAAGUUUUGGAGUGUGAGAACUUUGAGACGUCAAGUGUUCCAGUGAGGAUUCCUGAAACACGCAUCCGCAGCACACGAUCUGUAGAGAAUCUCCCAGAUUGUGGUAUCACGGCUGAACAGCGUGCCAGCAGCUUCUCUACCGUUCCCAACUAUGACAACGAUGACGAGGCCUGGUCUGUGGAUGAUAUUGGAGACCUUCAGGUUGAGCUGCCUGAGAUCCACACUAACAGUUGUGACAACAUCUCCCAGUUCUCAGUUGAUAGCAUCACCAGUCAAGAAAGCAAAGAGCCCAUUUUUAUCGCUGCUGGAGACAUCAGGCGGCGACUUUCUGAGCAGCUUGCCCACACGCCAACCACAUUUAAGAGGGACCCAGAGGAUCCCUCAGCAGUAGCCUUAAAAGAGCCCUGGCAAGAGAAGGUUAGACGAAUCCGGGAGGGCUCUCCAUAUGGGCAUCUGCCCAACUGGCGUCUCCUCUCAGUCAUAGUUAAAUGUGGUGACGAUCUAAGACAGGAGCUUCUUGCCUUCCAAGUGUUGAAGCAACUACAGGCGAUCUGGGAGCAGGAGCGUGUCCCUCUGUGGAUUAAGCCCUAUAAGAUCCUGGUCAUCUCCUCCGAUAGUGGCAUGAUUGAGCCAGUGGUCAAUGCUGUGUCCAUUCAUCAAGUGAAGAAACAGAGUCAGCUCUCGCUGCUUGACUACUUCCUGCAGGAGCAUGGCAACUACACUACCGAGGCCUUUCUCACUGCACAGCGCAAUUUUGUACAGAGCUGUGCAGGCUACUGUCUCAUCUGCUACCUGCUGCAGGUCAAGGACAGGCACAAUGGAAACAUUUUGCUCGACUCCGAAGGUCAUAUCAUUCACAUUGACUUUGGCUUCAUUUUGUCAAGUUCUCCAAGAAACCUUGGCUUUGAGACUUCUGCCUUCAAACUGACCAAUGAGUUUGUAGAUGUCAUGGGCGGUCAGGAUGGAGACAUGUUCAACUAUUACAAGAUGCUCAUGCUUCAGGGUCUUAUUGCUGCACGCAAACAUAUGGAGAAAGUCAUUCAGAUAGUGGAGAUUAUGCAGCAAGGCUCCCAGCUGCCCUGCUUCCAUGGUUCCAGCACCAUCCGUAACCUGAAGGAGCGAUUUCACAUGAGCCUGACUGAGGAGCAGCUACAGGUGUUGGUGGAGCAGAUGGUGGACGGCUCCAUGCGCUCCAUCACCACCAAGCUGUACGACGGAUUCCAGUACCUCACCAACGGCAUCAUGUGAACGUGGUGUGUGCGUGGACUUGAACUUUAUGACUAAGAAAAAGCUGCACCAUUUUCACUCCCAAGCCCUUUCGCAUCCUUCCGGCUUUCAACAUCCUAGCGUGACUGAGUUUUUGAUCAUGGAUUUUUUUUUAUUUUUUUUUGCUUUUUUUUUAAUCCCUCUCAAGAGGUUUCAGCUGUGAAAUUUUGCUUUGUCUUUUGAACCCCAUCCCCUACUCCCAAAGCCUUCCCUCAGCUUCUUAGUCCUUUUCUCAAACUGUAUUGUUUCCCCUGGGAUCUGGGAAAUCUUUCUUUGGUAUAUGCUUUUAUUCGAUAUCCUAGUGCCUCCUUUGAUUGCGCUCAGACUCAAACAGCUUUCGUGUCUCAUAAACUGGCUAUGUAUUUACAGUCUUAUAGUCACAUAUUCUUUUGCGCAGUUUGGUUUCGGUAUCACUAAGAAUUUCUAUUUUUAGUAAACAACUUACAGCUUUCACACCUACACAUAAUGCAAUCUCUGCUGAGAUAACUCAAAAGUGCACAAAGUCCUGUGUUAAGUAAUGCACAUUGUGUAAUAUGAGAAAAAGAGGUGUAACCAGCACAGAGUAAUCAGUGCAUUUUGUCUGAUCAGUGUUAAUUUAGCUUCAGGUUGAGGGAGGCUAACACUUCUUUCAAAACCAUGUACAAAACUUAAGCUAGUUCCCACUGGUUAAAAUACUUUUUUUUUUUUUUUUCAAAAAUGUGUCCCCUUAAAGAAGCACUAAUACUUCUUAAAUGGUUUUAUUUGACAUUAAAAGCAUACCUGCUGUCCAACUUGCCAGGUCCCAGAUGACCUUGUGCUUUCAGCUUCGUAGAGGUGGGAAAACCCACUGAUGCAGCAUAACAUGAAUGAGUUAUAAUCCCUAACAUCUAAUGACAUUUAAUUUAAAUUAACUAAAAAAUCUAAUUCUAACCAUGGUAAGUAUUAAAGUGUGAUAUGACAGAGCAAGAGUCAAAACACUAUUUAUUGCUUAUUUACAAUUACAGUGAAUUCUCAUGUACAAGGAUGGCUGACUUUUUUUUCCCUUAUUUUUCUUAUUUCAUUUCAGACUUUUUUGAGCAGAAAUAUGAUUCCUUAGUGUGUACAAAUGUACAUAGUAUAAAUUUUAAACUUCACAGAUGUACAUGGACUCUUUUCUUAUGAGUACGAUAGGGAGCUGUGCUGAAAUAAGUUACUUGGCCACUAAGCAGCGAGUAACUGGAGAUGUUGCUUUACGCGAUGAGACUGAGAGUUGUGUAAAUUGAGCAUAUGUUCAGAAAAAAAGCCUGCAAAUAAAUAAAUAACCCAGUGCAUUAUUAAUGUUUCAGAUUCCUAAAUGCACUAAAUCCACUACAUGCACACACACAACUCAUUAUUGUUGAGAGACAUUACCUGACCGUUUCAUUACCAAGACUUGUUCCUCCUUUCUGUAGAACCAGUUUUAAUUUACAUAUUUUUAGUGAAAGCCCAGUUUCUGUGAAAUAUUCAAACAUGCUUGAGUAAGACAUUUAGAUGUCGAUUUCACGUGUCUUCACAUUUUAUACUUCUCUUUGUUCUAUGUUUGUUUUUUGUUUUUGCUUUCUUUGUAAGUAGUUUGACGGACCAUCUCUCACUAUUUUGUGAAUGACCUGCCCUAACUUGUGAAUGUUACUUUGUAUAAUAAAUUAAAUGUAUCUGUUU